AUGUCGGAAGAAGCCCCGCCAAAGACUAUAUCGUCGUUGGUGACCGAGUAUCUCGAUGAGCCACCAAGUUGUCUGGAGUUCUGCCCGGUCGACCCCAACUACUUUGUUGUGGGAACAUAUCUGCUUCAAGAGACUCGAGAAAGUGCCGGAGAGAAGAAGAGUGAGAGUGGAACAAACGAAGAAGAUAAUGACGAAGAAGAAACUGCCCCCAGCUCGGUCAAGCAGACAAAGACAGGAUCUUUGCAGUUGUGGCAUCUGGAUAUCACAGCCUCUAAACUAAAGCAAACACAAGUGGUACCUCUCCCCUUUGCCGUCUUCGACAUAGAAUUUCACCCAAUUCGGCAACAUAUCCUCGGCGUCGUAGGCAGUGAUGGCUCUAUCUCUAUCUAUAGUGUCUCGAAGGAUGAGAACACCGAUGGAAGCACUGUGCCACAAAUCCAACAUUUUUGGUCAACAAAGGGGGAACGUCCCGGUGUUUCGGCUCUGUACUUCAGCUGGUUUCCAAAAGACUGGUUUCCACUAGCCUCAAUACCAUACACCGAUGGCUUUGCGGUGUCACUCUCGAAUGGUAUAACACGCAUUCUUAUUCUCCAACCCGAACCUGGAAAGUCAUACGACAUUGCAAAAAACAAGGGAUCUCAAAAAGGAGGGGGCUGGAAUUUCCUAUGCACUGAAUAUUUGCCCGAGCGCCGAAAAGGUAUCGAACCAUGGUUCGUUGCAUUGGCCAGAUACGCGAAUCCAAUGCAUCCUGGUGGAAAGGAAUCCUAUUUGUUUACUGGAGACGAUAUGGGGACAUUAGGGACACAGAGUUAUGCAUAUCCUGAUGACGGGCACCACAGUUGGGAACUCGAGGAGAUAUGGCCUAGUUGCAAUUAUAGGAAUACCGACGAUGCAGGUCGCCAUCAUACUGCGGGCGGUGUCACGUCUAUCUUGCCACUGCCCAUUUCGCAUUUGGUCAAACAGGCGCCGAUCAUUUUGACGGGUAGUUAUGAUGAAUACAUCCGCGUUUACCAUGCCACGAUCAAGGGCUCUGUACUCGCCGAGAAACGCCUAGGAGGCGGAGUAUGGCGUCUACAAGUCAUCAACGUCGAAGUCAUCCCCCUGCGGCAAACGGCUGCCGGAGAACCACUCUCGGAAGAGCGAUAUUUGAUUCUGGCGAGCUGUAUGCAUGCUGGUACCAGAAUCGUGAGAGUUUCUUGGAAGAGAAAGCGCUUGUCAGAUCUCGAAAUCGGCGAUUGGGAUAUAGAAGUGUUGUCGCAGUUUACAGAGCAUGAAAGUAUGAAUUAUGCCUCGGGUGUAUGGAAGGGAAGGGAUCAUGCUACGACGGGAAAGGAGUUGGUGUGCGUUUCUAGCAGUUUCUAUGAUAGGAGGCUGUGUUUGUGGAAGGCUCAGAUCUAA
Molecule: messenger RNA, 1398 nt
Organism: Talaromyces amestolkiae
Lineage: Eukaryota; Fungi; Ascomycota; Eurotiomycetes; Eurotiales; Trichocomaceae
Exons: 2
Coding region: 1-1398 (465 amino acids)
Molecular function (GO): protein binding
Source: RefSeq, a predicted model, not a curated record